AUACAUUAAAAAGUACAGUGUACUUCAUUUGCCAUCUUGUUGAACUUGCGCUGUUAUUCGGAAAAAAGUAAACCAGCGGUUCUUGUAUACCCUUUAUUCAGUCUUUCAGGUAUGAUUGUAAUUUAUGUAACAGCUGCUUCACGUCAUUAAUUAAACUGGUUAAAAUUCGUAAUUAGUUUACUAAAUUAAAGGUUAAGUAAUAUUUUUUUAGCAAGAAGAUAUAAAAAUGUGUCUCAUUUGCCUUCAAAAAUAGAACCAGCCCUAGACAGGAAGUGCUGCCUGACAGACUCUGCUCAGGGAGUGCUGUAUUAAGAGCACACUAUGGCAGGCUGGGUUACCAAGGAGACGUGAGCUGCGUUUGUUGCUCUGUAGCCUUUGAUAAAAGCGGGCUCCGUGUGUCGCAUGUUCUGGUUAAAGCGGACAGCUGUGAAAUGGCAGAGCUUCACAUUAUAGGACAGAUCAUCGGGGCCAGCGGGUUUCCUCAAAAAAGCCUAUUUUGCAAAUGGGAAGUUCAUACGGGGGGAGCAUGGCGUCUUCUCUCGGGGCUGAAGGAGGGUCAGACUCAGGUGGAUUCCCCCCACAGCGGAGAAAUGGCUUACUGGAGCCACCCAAUUGAUCUGCACUAUGCGACCAAAGGUCUCCAGGGCUGGCCGAAGCUUCAUCUGCAAGUGUGGCACCAGGACUCAUUCGGCCGCUACCAGCUGUACGGAUACGGGUACUGCCACGUUCCCUCCAGCCCCGGACAUCACCGCAUAAGCUGUGUGACAUGGAGGCCGCUCGGCUCCUGGCAAGAGCAGCUAGCACGAAUAUUUGUCGGCGGAGGCCCCCAGCUCCGCAACCCGGAUCUGAUUUACAGUGGAGCGGACAGAUACAGACUGCACACCGAGGCCAUGGGCACUGUGAAUCUGGAGCUGGGCGUCAUCAUAAGACACUUUGACAAACAUGGCGUCGAGAGCUGAGACGUCAAAUAAGAAUGUUGUAUUGAUUGUUUUCUUAUAAAAAGUUUGUUUUGUCGCAAAUGCCUUUGAAAAAUUACACACGGCAAAGUUUUGUACAUUUCUAUGCUGAUGUUUUUACACCUGAAAUACAGCUAUAAAUAAACACUUAUCAUUGAA
Nothobranchius furzeri (turquoise killifish) is the source of this 1115-nucleotide messenger RNA. It is a transcript of the gene b9d2, whose product is annotated as B9 domain containing 2. Lineage: Eukaryota; Metazoa; Chordata; Actinopteri; Cyprinodontiformes; Nothobranchiidae. The record is from RefSeq and is a predicted model, not a curated record. Gene Ontology annotation, cellular component: MKS complex. Gene Ontology annotation, biological process: cilium assembly.